This is a messenger RNA of Cucumis sativus (cucumber), 1924 nucleotides long. RefSeq names its product polygalacturonase. The transcript has 9 exons. NCBI's taxonomy places the organism in Eukaryota, Viridiplantae, Streptophyta, Magnoliopsida, Cucurbitales, Cucurbitaceae. Gene Ontology annotation, biological process: pectin catabolic process; anther dehiscence; fruit dehiscence. The record is from RefSeq and is a predicted model, not a curated record. Gene Ontology annotation, molecular function: polygalacturonase activity. Bases 381 to 1727 code for a protein of 448 amino acids.
CCGAAAAUGGUGGAAAGAAACCAUAGUUUGGCAAUCAAGCAAUAAUAAUAAGCUUCAUUCAAACAAAUUCCAACUGAUUUUCUUCAAUGUUUCAGUAUGAAAAUCAAGAGUUUUUGACUGCUGAAUUCCCUUUUUUUUCCUUCCAUUUCUCACUUUUAGGUGCUUUUGAAUCAACCCAUAACAAGUAUUUUCAAAUAAAAAAUGCUUUUCAAAGUCAAAAUCGUUUCUUUAUACACAUAAAGAUUAAAAAAAUUUGGUUCUAGUUCUUCUCUAUAUAUACUCUCUAGUCUCUACCAAAAGACAAAGCAAAUUGGAGUUUUAACUUCAGCAGUUCUCUCUUCUUUUGAAACUUUGUGUUUAGAAAGUGAAGAAGAAACAGUAUGAAAAUGCAUCAACAAAACCGUUUGUUCAUCUUUUUCAUAGCAUUUUCUCUGUUUUCUCUCUGUUUUGGCAGUUACCUUGAGGACCCAUUUCCUGUUUCUCAAUAUCAUGAUCAAAUUUAUAGUGAUUAUCCAACACCUGCAUCAUUAUAUACUUCUAGGAACACUGAUUUUCACAGCUCGAUGAUGACAAAGAAGAGACCAGAUAGAGGAAGCUCGUUUUCAGGAUCGACAAAGGUGGUGAAUGUGGAUGAUUUUGGAGCUAAGGGAAAUGGACAAGACGAUACUAAGGCAUUUGAGCUUGCUUGGAAGGAGGCUUGUUCUUCUAGGAAGGCAACUCUUUUGGUUCCUAAAGGAAGAACAUACUAUCUUAAGCCAAUCAUUUUUUCAGGUCCUUGUAGAUCUCCUUUAACACUAAAGAUCAAUGGAAUGAUCAAAGCUUCUACAAGAAUAUCUGAUUAUGAAAACGAUGGUCGUCGACAUUGGCUUAAAUUCCACGAAGUUGAUAACUUUGUUGUAGAAGGCAAUGGUAUCAUCAAUGGGAAUGGCAGAAAAUGGUGGCAAAACUCUUGCAAAGUGAACAAAGGACUUCCUUGCAAGAGAGCACCAACGGCUGUAACUUUUUACCAGUGCAUCAACUUGGUUGUGUCUAACCUGAUGUUCAAAGAUGCACAACAAAUGCAUCUAACUUUUCAGAAAUGCACCAAUGUCAAAGCUUUGAAUCUUAGAGUGGUCGCCCCAGGAAAUAGUCCCAACACGGAUGGAAUUCACAUCACAGAAACUCAAAAUGCUAUAAUAAGAAACUGUGUCAUUGGAACAGGGGAUGACUGUAUUUCAAUUGUAAGUGGAUCAAGAAAUGUUCAAGCAAUGGAUAUCACUUGUGGGCCAGGUCAUGGAAUCAGCAUUGGAAGCUUGGGAGCUGACAACUCAGAAGCUGAAGUUUCAAACAUAAGAGUAAAUAGAGCAUUGAUCUCAGGAACAAGCAAUGGGGUGAGAAUAAAGACUUGGCAGGGAGGCUCUGGAUAUGCUAAAAACAUAAUGUUUCAAAAUGUUGUGAUGAGGAAUGUGAGCAACCCAAUAAUUAUAGACCAGAAUUACUGUGAUAAAAAAGAGUCAUGUCCAGAACAGAAAUCAGCAGUGAAAGUAAGCAAUGUGGUGUACAAGAACAUUCGAGGAACAAGUGCUUCUGGUGAUGCCAUAAAAUUUGAUUGCAGCAAAAGCUUCCCCUGCCAAGGGAUUUCUUUGCUUGGAAUUCGUAUAGUUGGUCAAGGAAAUGAAGAAGCUGUUACAGCUUCUUGUGAAAAUGUUAGGUGGGAAACUAAAUUGAAAGUUUAUCCACAGUGUUAGAAUAUAGCUUUUGAGCCAUGUAAAUGCAUUUCACAACAAAUUUUCACUUUAUGUUAGACCUUCAAUCUUGAAAGUGUCGCUAUUGUAUUCAAGAUCACUAUUAUCUUAACUAUUGAACUAUGUUCAGAUGGAUGAUAAGAACAUAGAUGAUAGUUUACACAUAUAAAAGAAAAAAAAAAGAUAUUUUUCCUUUUCAA